Molecule: messenger RNA, 1167 nt
Organism: Sesamum indicum (sesame)
Lineage: Eukaryota; Viridiplantae; Streptophyta; Magnoliopsida; Lamiales; Pedaliaceae
Product: peroxidase 15
Biological process (GO): hydrogen peroxide catabolic process; response to oxidative stress
Molecular function (GO): peroxidase activity; heme binding
Source: RefSeq, a predicted model, not a curated record
CAGUCCCUAAUCAAUAACAUAAACAUAAAGCAAGAUGCUUUGUUUUCCUUACUCGUUCUUGCUAAUUUUCACAAUCACCUCCUUUCUUUUGCUUCCUCGUCCAUCUCAAGCUCAAUUGAAUUCAACGUUUUACUCUUCUACGUGCCCGAACGUCUCCAACAUUGUUACUACUGUAAUCCAGCAGGCUUUACAGUCCGAUCCACGGAUUGGCGCAAGCCUCAUUCGCCUCCAUUUCCACGAUUGCUUCGUUCAGGGGUGUGAUGGAUCGAUUUUGUUAGAUGACAACAAUGGAAGUAUACAAAGUGAGAAGGAUGCAGCUCCAAACACGAAUUCGACCAGGGGGUUUGAUGUUGUGGACAACAUCAAGACUGCUGUCGAGAAUUCGUGCCCCGGUGUUGUGUCAUGUGCCGACAUUUUGGCACUUGCUGCUCAAUCCGCUGUUUCUUUGGCAGGAGGGCCGUCAUGGAAUGUAUUGUUAGGAAGAAGAGAUAGUCGCACUGCAAACCAGGCAGGAGCUAAUACUUCCAUUCCUGCACCCUUCGAGCCCUUAACCAAUCUUACUGCCAAGUUUUCUGCUGUAGGUCUCAAUGUUACUGAUCUGGUUGCAUUGUCAGGUGCACACACAUUUGGACGUGCACAAUGCAGACUAUUCAUCAACAGGUUGUACAACUUCAGCGGCAGCGGCGGCCCUGACCCGACUCUGAACACAACAUAUUUAGCUACGCUCCGCCAGAUUUGCCCGCAGAACGGGAGCGGAUUCGUGGUGGCGAAUCUCGAUCUGAGGACGCCUGACACGUUUGACAACAACUACUACUCAAAUCUGCAGAGCAAUGAAGGGCUUCUUCAGUCGGAUCAAGAACUGUUUUCCAGUUCGGGAGCACCGACGAUACCGAUCGUGAACCUGUUCAGCAGUAAUCAGAGUGCAUUUUUUGAGAGCUUCGUGCAGUCGAUGAUCAAAAUGGGAAACAUUACUCCGUUGACGGGUUCAAAUGGGGAGAUCAGAGCAAAUUGUAGGAGGGUCAAUGGAAGCUAGCUAUAUACAUACAUUUAUUAUUUUUUGAGUUUUCAAAAGCUUGGAAAUUAAUAAUUGUAAUCUUUUUGUACUUUGGUCCAAUUUUAUAUUUGAUAAAAAUGAAAUGAUGAAGUAUGAUCAUGCCCAUAAUUAAC